UUAACAAGAACUUCACUUCUUAGAAAAAAGGCAACAGGGGUGCCACUCUAUUUUGUUUCAAACACUUUUACUCCAUGUACUAACAUAACUACAUCUACAACCGAUCGCAAAACUAAAGACUUACAAGAACAAAAACAUCAAUAACAUGGUUUGGAUACACGAUCAAAGAAUGCGUCUAGCAGUAGAAAAGGAAAAACUGGAGCAAUAUUUUCGACUUGGCGUGACAUGGAUUGAUCCACAACACGAAACGAAAGUGGAAGUAUUGUUAAAAAGCAACUCGGAUAAAGAAUAUAAACUUCGUAUUUAUAUUCCAGCUGACUUUCCUAACUCGUGUCCUGUUCUCGUUGUUGUUCAACCAACGAUCCUUCUUCUCAAGAACGGUUCUCGACUUCCUGAAGCCAGCUAUACUUUCCAUACGUUGCCAGAUACCCACGGCUUUCACCGUAUCUGUCACUUCUACCCACCUGAUUGGACGCCAGAUAUCACGCUAUAUCAAGUCUUUAUGAAAGGUUUGUCCUUUUUGCUAUAUAUGUUGCUGGGUCCCAAUAAGGGUUAAAUGGUGAUACAACUGUCGACACUGAUAGAAGCAAACAAAUUACUUCUCCAUUUGUUAUAUGAUAGUUAACUUAAAUUACAUCCCUUAAGUCUAUUUACUUGCAACUGAAAGACUACUACAUUUAUUGAAACGAAACUAUAUUUUCUCCAUCUGAUAACUCAGGUUAGCUCACCUGCACACUCUGCAAGACAAUAGUGCUCAGAUAAAGUGAAACCCACCCAUUUCCGGUUACUGUUAUAUAUAUGUAUAGUCAAACAUUCAGGCGAUAAUUAGGGGGAGGGGGGUAUAUAUUCACAUAUUCAUGUUCUGCCCGACGGACUUUUGCGAUUGUUUUUACGGUAUAUGAACAUGAAUAUAUGAAUAUAUCCCCAAUUAUCGCGUCUAGGAACGGCCCUGUACAUAUUGUAGUAACGGGCGACUCUAACACAGGGCUCUUUCCACUCGUUACGAAAACUAACUCGCAGGCUCGCAGCGAGUUUGCAUCUAAUUCUAAUUAACUGCCGCGCAUUGUGAUUGAAUAAAAGCACUCGCACAACGCGCAGCGAAUGGACUCUUGUGAUGAAUGGAAAGAUGGUAUAGGCGGCAGAGGAUAUGUUUGGCUAACUGUUUGGCGGCGGAUACCCCCCAAUUCCUCUAGUUUGCUCGUGAAUGUAAUUUGUUCGGGAUUUUGUUGUGUUUAGGUCGACUGUGGAUUGAAGGUUACGAGGCACAUCUAAGGACAGGUAGGAAGAUGGACGCGUUUCUGGGGGAACAACAGUACACGCCACAGCCGCGAAAUACUGCCCAGAAUAUUCAGAGAGAAAGUUUGACUGCACCAAGCCCAGUUGUACAACAAGUCCGUAACAGUCCAUUGCAAACCAUAGUAAGAUCAUCUGGUCGCAAUACGUCAUCUGCUCAUUACGGUAAUUUACCAGAAGAGCCGGUUUCUCGGUAUAGCUAUUCGGAAAGAGAGUUCAUCGGCGCUCGCUAUGUUAAUGAUCCAGUGAACACUGACCCACGUACGCAAAGACGAGCUACGUAUUCAGAUCCUGCAUCCAAUUCAAGAAGGAAUAAUCUGAACACAGCCCGGUCAAAUUCACUUGGCAGUUUCAUCCCUCCCCUACCCACCGCUCACUAUAAUGAUGAAUCCGUUUUCACGGUGACAAGGAACUCAACAGAAAGCCAAACAAGGAAUACCUACUCAAAUCCUACAACGAAUCCAAGAAGUAGCAACCCAGCCCGGUCAAAUUCACAGAAUAGUGAAAACCCUCUCUUACCCACCGCUCGCUAUGCUAAUGAACCAGUGCAAAACCCUACAGCAAAUUCUCGAAGAGGAAAUAAUCUCAACUCAGCUCGAUCAAAUUCACUCAGCAGGUUCAUCCCCCCCGCCCGCUAUGACGAUGAACCGCUGGACACAUACAUGCCACAUUAUAUAGAUAGUACUGCCCAAGAUGAAGAAUCCCAAUUCUUUAACCCUGUCCAUGAUACGAGCAGACCUUUUCCCAACUUAUCACACCAGAAUUCCUCCAGUACAGUACCAGUUGGAUCAGAGCAAGAACUGCCUCAAUGCAAUGUUUCAAAUGAAGGCUCAGCCAGUGACGCAAACAACAACGAGGAAACAACAUCACAAAAUUACCCUGCUUCUACGUCUUCACGUUACAGACCAGCUGGAGCUGUACCUAUUCUACUACCAUUCCGUGACGAAAAUGCUCCUAUAUUGCGACGUGUACCUCCAAAAGCUAAAGCGAAACCAAAGCCUCGCCGUUGAGACUUGACCAAGCCGAGUUUACACACCCAAUACACAUAUAGAUAAAAAGAAUGUUCUAGUACUGUAGAUAUGCGGACAGCUUUGAAUAUCAAACUGGUUUUAAAUACUGAGUAUGUAUUGAGUGCAAACAUGCUAUAUGUGAUUCAUGGCCCAUCCAUUUGCACAAAAAACAAAUUGAUGGCCCACCCAAGCUGAUGAAAUUAAUUUCAUGGCCCAUCCUUAUUUCCUCCGGCCCAUUCUAGUAAUUACUUCAUUA
Paramuricea clavata is the source of this 2559-nucleotide messenger RNA. The record is from the annotation of a GenBank genome assembly. Lineage: Eukaryota; Metazoa; Cnidaria; Anthozoa; Malacalcyonacea; Plexauridae.